Messenger RNA from Cuscuta europaea, 8631 nucleotides. The record is from the annotation of a GenBank genome assembly. NCBI's taxonomy places the organism in Eukaryota, Viridiplantae, Streptophyta, Magnoliopsida, Solanales, Convolvulaceae.
AUGUUUUGAAGGAAGACCAGUUUUACCCUGUGAUUGCUGACAACUACUAUGAUCAAGCUCAAUCACACCAUUCUUAGUUUGAGAUGGACCAUUCUGAAACAGCUAAGAUGAUCAACUUGUUUUCAUCUUCAGCUCAGCCUUAUGCCUGUCCUUAUCAUCACCAUAAACCUACAAGUGAUGUUCUUCCACAAAAGGAUGAAAAUGCUUCCUCUGAACAGAAAACAUGGAGCUCUCUGUUCAAAAAUCACACAUCAUGUGAUAUGGUGAACAAAUAUGAGCUGUUGAAGAUUGCAUUUUCACGUCCAACUACAACCUUUCCAGAGCAUUCUGAAUGGGAAUCUUUGACUUCACCUCCAAUAACCUAAAGUGAACUCCAUGAGGUUUGUGGAGAGGAGAUAAGGAAAGUAUUCAUCUGUUUAUUGAGGCUCGUGAAGUCUAUUCUGGCGAAUGGAAGGUAGAGGAGGUUGAAGAAGAUGCAGACAAUAUUCAACCAUUUCUUUAGGUUCCUGAAUAAUCGGUGGGUGGAAGUUCUUCGACCGAACUGAAUGAGGUGUGUGCAGAGGAGGACAAUGUUGAAAGACAUGAAGAGCCAUUUGUUGAAGCUCCUGAUAUUCCAUCAAUCUGAUGCAAGAGGUUCAAUUACUGAAGGAGAGGCAAAUGAAACAAGAAGAGAAAAUCCAGGCUCUUGGGAAGGAGCUAGCUGGUAUGUGUGCUUGACUGCUUGAGAUUUAAAAUCAUCAAAUUUCUGCUUAUUAUUACAGAUCCCAUCUUUCAAAGGUUUCAUUAAACACUAAAGUAUUUUGGUUUCUUUAGGUUGGUUCUUUCUGUCUAAGUUCGAACUAACCUCAGAGGAAUCCAUGUAUCAACACAUACUUUGAUCAAGAUAUUUGUGAAUACAAUUAUAUUUAAACAAACAUAAAGUUUUGAAAUCGAAGCUAAAAAGGGUAAAAGAAAAAAUAAGAUAAGAUUAAAAAAAUGCAAUAAAGAUAUAAAGAUACGUAAGAUAAAAUAAAUAAAAAAUAAAAAGAUAAAUGACAUGAUAACUCUAUUAUUAAAAAUAAAACAUAAUUUUUCACUAAUAUUGCACUAAUGUUGCACGAAGAUUUAUAUUUUAAAAUAUUUCACUAAAACAACAUCUAAUGUAGCACUAAUGUUGCACUAAAAAACAUCUAAUGUUGCACUAAAAUAGCGUAUAAUGUUUUACUAAAAUAGCAUCUAAUGUUGCACUAAUGUUGCACGAAAUUUAAAUUUUAUAAUGUUUCUACUGUUUCACGAGGCUUAACAUUUUUGAUGUUGCACUAAAACAUCAUCUAAUGUUGCACUAAUGUUGCAUAAGGACUUAAAUCUUAUGAUGUUCUAUUAAAUUAGCAUUUAAUAUUGAACUAGGCUUUAUGUUUUGGUAUGUUGCACUAAAACAAUUUCAAGUUGGACUGGGAUUUGACGAUGUUGCAUUAAAACAGCUUCAUGUUGUACUAGAAUUUGACGAUACUGCAUUAGAUAUUCUGUUUGGUAACCCAUUUAUUGCUAGUGUCGUCUAAAUAUUCUCAAUCAAGAGACUUAUCCUACGAAGUCCAAAGGAAGUUGUUAGACCUUUGAAGUUGAAGGAAUAAACUUCAACAUUGUCAUCGUCUAUGGGAAUUUGAAGUUAACUCCCUAUUUAUAGUGAAUUUGAAAUUGCAAGGUCUUCGGAUGAAAUAUCCAGUGUGUAAUACGCUUAACCACUCAACCACCUCUUUAAUGCUCAACCAUCUCAUUAAUUGCUCAACCACCCGAAUAUAAUGCAUUUGACCACUUUGAAAUUUAUCAAAAAGCAAAUUAUUCCAUAAAUGUGGACCCAAACCUAUCAAAAAACGUGCAUCUCCCCAGCCACCUCAUUUAAUGCAUAAUGGAUUUGAAUUGUGUGGCGCGGGGAAACGUAUUUCAUAAAUUAGGAAUCUCUAACAAACGAGUCUUCAUCGUAACUCACAAAUUUUUUAACAAAAACCAAUUAAUUGAACUGAUGCACACUAAAACCCUUCAGACCCCGGCCCAUUUCGAUUGACCCGUAUUUGACCUGGUUUUUUGGGCAGGAAAAGUGUCUGAAAUUUCACUUCAGUUUGUAUAUAGUACGAUGAUGUCUAGAGAAAAGUUUCCGAUAGAUGGUAAGCAUGAAUGCAUGAUGGAUAAUACUUCUUUUAUUCUUUUUUAAUUGAAACAAUUCACUUUUUACGUUUGGCAACACACAAAUUUGAUCAUCAAUAUCUUUCAUUUUUUAUUAUUAAAAAAAUUAAAAAAUUCAGAUUUUCAAAUUUUAAAAUUAGAAGAAUUUAACAAAAAAAUUUAAAAAUUUAAUUUAGAACACAUUAAUAAAUUAAAUAUAGUCAAAAUAGAAUAGGUGAAUAAUGUAUAAAGUCCAACUUUACGAUUAAAAGAUAAAAAUUAAAGGCACUUGAAGCAUAGGGAUCGGAUAAGUGGACACAGUCGGAAAUGAACCAUCUAGGAAUCGCCAAACGGGUGUUUAGCCUCCCAAUAUAUAUAGUAAAGGCACUUGAAGCUAACUCCUGAGCUGUGGUUCUUUUAAUCUGCAGGCCCGGCUAAGUUUUGGCCAAAUAGUCAAACUUCAGUGGAAAUCAAAGCGUUUGUUGUAGAGGAAAGGAUGAAAGCACGGGAAUUUUUUGUACGGGAGUUCCGUUUAGGGUAAGAAUAUACGGGAGUAGGAAGUUGUGCUUCCGACUGGAGGAGGGCGUCGAAAAGGAAUAGAGAAACCCCUGUAGUCGGAAAAGCGGAAUCCGACUGGGUGGGUUAGUGGUAGAUGAAUAAUUCCAAAACAGAGGCUACACAUAAGGAAUUUUAAUAGUCCUUAUUACAUUAUUUAUAAACAGUGGUUUAGUGGAGUAUAUUACAUUAUUUACGUUUUCAUUUUUUUGAAGGAGAUUUACGUUUUCAUUAAAAUAUUGUUUUAUAUAAAGUUAAUAUGGAAGUGAUUUUUAUUAGAGAAUAUUACUCGAAAUAGGACUAAAUAAAAAGGAUUCUAAAUUCCAAAAUAGAAUUGCUAUGUUUUUAUUUCCAAAAUAAGACUAAUUACUGUUGGUAGAAUUCAGUUGGAUAAACCUGCAAAAAACGUUAGAAAAAUAAUAUAGCUCGAGUCGCGUAAACGCUGUCCUCAAGAAAGUAUUUCCGACUAAUGAAAACAUUUCCCUAAGAUAAAACGAGUUCUUUGCCGUAAGUCAGUAACAGAACAACGAGAGUAAAAAUAAUAUUAAUCCAGCAGAGUAAAAAUAUUGGGGGGUGCUUAGCUCAAAUUAAUCUUUAUAUUUCAUUUGGCAAGCUAUCUUGGCCGAACAUAUAUAUUUAUAUGCAAGUGAAAGUUGUUGGCCAUAUUAGAAACCGAUGGAAUUUAAAACAUCUUAAUUACGUUUUUAUGUAUAAAAUAUUGGUUUUCAUAUAACGUUUUAAAAUUGUUAUUCAAAUAUUGGUUUUAAUACAGAAUUAUUUAUAAAUUAAUAAAUACUUAAAUGUUAAGUAUAGAAAUAGUGGUUUUAGGAUGUUUUCUUGUGACUGAAAUUUGAUGGUCUAAACUGGUCUGGUCUGAACUAGUCUGGUCCAUCAUGAUAAAUGUCUGGUCUCUAUGAUUUAGAACAACACAAAUUUUACCAAUUUUGAUAUAAAAAUGUCUUAGUGUGACAUCCCAAAAUAGAAAGAUGAGACAAUUUUAGCGGGACAGAGGGAGCAGCUGCUAGCAUAGUCAUGCGAUAAGUUAUAUUUAAAAUUACACAUGCAUUAUAUUUUUUAAAUAAAUAAAAUUAUAAAUAAAAAAGUUAUUAUGAUUUCUUGUUUUAAAAAAAUAAUAAGACUCCAAGUGGUCCACGUGUUGACCCUUUUUGAAAGUGUCCACGUGUUUAUUACCUUGUGAACAUGUAAUAUGUAAAAUAUUGAUAAUAUGGGUAUAAAAUUGAUAAAGAUAAUUAAAAGCACCAUUAUUUGACUUUGUCAUAAAAUGCAAAAGCCUAAUUCUCCAGUCGGAAUGGAGACUUCCGACUAUGGAAACAACUGAACCCUGUCGGAAUCCCCACUUCCGACUUCCUUAUUUUGGGAAACUCACGAAAAAAUCCCGUAUUUUGGAACUAGAUGUAACGUUUUCCCAUAUAGGGAAAUCACCCUAUAAACUUGGAGCCACCAAUAAAGUUGCAGAUGCCUUGUCUCGACGGGAGCAUCCUGAAAAUGGGGCCAAACUUACAGCUAUAUCAAGAUCCCAACGGAGGUUUGGUACGAAAUACGAACACUAACUCAAGAAGACACUUGCGUGCAAGAAAUUCAUUCAAAAAUAUGGAGUAUUAAACAAAGAGGUUGAAGUGGCAGAUUAUGAAGUUCGGAAUGGGUGCAUUUUGUUAGUACCCAAUUUUGAUAGAUUUUGAUGAUGUCACUAUACUUUGCACGUGUACAUUGUGUCUCAUAUUAUAGCAUUCAAAUUUAAGUGACAAAUGUAAAUGUACAAUUUUUGAGACUAAAGAAAUAUUACCGGAAAAGUAAAAAUGCAAUAAGGUAAAUUUUAUUUACCUUCAUAGGAUAUUUAGAUCCUACCGGCAAAUAUUAUUUAGCUCAAAGAUUAAUUAAAUGUCACAAAAAGAAAAUAGGUUCAAAAAUCAUAUACAUUGAAUUUACAUGAUUGAAGACAAAUCUUGACCGGUAUUUAAUACCGAAUCAAGUACUGAGGGCGGCAGCAUGGGACGCACACAUAGAAGAUACUUCAGCGCCCAAAAUUCUUGAAGACAAACGUUGCCGGCAGUUAAUGCUGAUCAAGUACUGGGGUCCAGAGCAUUGAAGUGCACACAUGGGACUGCCUCUGAAGGGAUACUUCAGCGGCUGAAUUAUUGAAGACAAAAUACACGUCCAGAAUCAAGCUCCAACACAAGAAGACGAAGAGCAAAUCGUCCUCGCCAAUAUUCAACGGAAGAGAUCAAUCUAUCCUAACCAACGGAUAAGAUUGAUCAGCCAAAAAACCUAUAAAUAGAGGCUGAAACGAAAGUUUCUAACCAAGCUUGAGCAUCCUAAGUAGAGAGAUACUUCUAUUGAGCAUUCAAGAAAUAUCUAGCAAAAGAAAAAGUGUUAUUCUAUCCAUGACUCUCUGCUUAGACUCUUGCUUCACUAAACUUCUUAGUAUCAAGUGUUCAUUGCUUAAAUCGUAGAAGUUUAGUUCCUAGUUGGAGGUUAGAUCUUUCUUGUAAACCCAUCAGAUAUUGUUGUAAACACUUCAGGAGGACAGUUAUUCCCGGCCUGAGUGUGGUUAGAUAGGUCAGGAGUACCUUUUGAUCCCCACUGGAUCAAUUGAGAAAAACCUAAAGGAUUGAGUAGCUUGGAGUGGUGUUGUACUCCUCGUGAAACACCUUCAAUCUAGGUCAGAGUUUUCAAGGCUAGAUUGGCACUAAGUGUAUUGGGCUUAAUACAUUAGUGAAAUCCAUCUGAAAGAGGGUGAGACUGGAUGUAGGAGGAUUACACCACCUCUGAACCAUGAUAUACUGUGUGUUGAUUCAUUUUCAGUCAACAAAGCACACACUGAACACUUCUCAUAAAAGAUUGUAGUUUGCCAGCAGCAUCCUAAUCAGUAGUCUUAAUUGAAUCUACUGCUUAUCCUACUGCUUAAUAACUCGUUUUCUUUGAGAUACAAGAAAUUCACAAUAUUACAACUAUAAGGUCUGUUCCAUUAGAUUUCAGGAAAUCCCACUUAAGGCAUAGCAGUUGCCUUAGCAGUCCCCUGGUGACUACCCAACUGCCAAGCCCACUGCUCACGCAAAAGUGUUUCCUUUGAACAUCUCCACUUCACCAGACCUUCACAACUCUAUCUCCACGAAGUCUGUUCAAACUAAUCACUGCAAUUCAAAGUGGUAACCCAGCAGUUGCCUCAGCAGUUCCCUCAAUAUCACCCAACUGUUGAGACCACUGCUCCAGUAAAACUCCCACUUACUUGGACCAAUGCACAUCUUCAGAAAGCCCACAUCAUCCUGAGAAACUCCACAUAAUCAAUCUUUCCAUACCUCCACCUUUACUUAAGUAGGUGCCUCAGCAGUUCCCUGGUUACCACCCAACUACUCAGACCACUGCUCUCAUUAAGAUUGAUUAUUAAUCUACCUUGUUAUAUCAUGAGAAAGCUAUUCCAAAUCUAAGAAAGAUUCUGAGUGCACUCUCAUCAUAAUUGAGUAUUUCGCUAGCAGUUGCCUCAGCAGUUCCCUGCUUUCUAGCCAACUGCUCACCUCACAAAGCUCAAAUUUCAUCCAUCAUAAGAAAGUGUUAUACACUAUUUAUCUAAGAGGUUAAAGAGUUCCGUUGUGCAUCUAUAAAUCUCCCAAAAGAUUAUAGAUCAACUCAUCUAGAAGGGAAAAGUUUUAAAGUUGAAAAAGCUUUAAAAGUCUAUUCAACCCCCCCCCCUCUAGACUUUUACCUCUAUCCGGGACCAUCAAGUGGUAUCAGAGCGGAGUGUUCCUAGAGUCAGUCUCUGACUAAUUUGAACUAAAGAUCCCAAACCACUAUUCUUCCCAAACACUUUCUAAGAAUGGAAAGGCAACAUACAAAGAAUCUAUUGUUCAAUCAGAACCAAUCUGAUGACUGGAUAAUCAAGGAUAUCUGGGAUGAGCUCACAGUGACCCAAUCAGAAGAUGAUCAAAGCAGUACAAGUGAUGAAGGCAGCUCAUCAGAAAGUAAGAAAGAGGCCCUGAUUUGCCUCUUUGGAAUGCACCAAACUGAUAGCUCCUUCCACAACCAUCCCAUGGCCAGAUUGAAUGAAAAUGACAAUGAUGAGGUAUUAUCCUGCUCCUCAAGUAGCUCAUAUGAUUCUAGCAAUUCCAGUGUUGAUAUGGAAGCUCUACUCCAUCAACUUGAAAAUUUUCAUAAGGAUCACCUUCUUUUAAUGAACGAGAACUGUAGGCUUCAAGAAAAUUUGAUUAUAGCCCAAGCACAAAUGGGUUAAGUAAUUAAAAUGAAAAAUCUUCUUGAAGUCGAAAACAUCAGUUUAAAAGAAAGGCUGAGCUCCUUCACUACCCCUAUUAUUGAGGAAGUUCAAAACUGGAAGAACACAGGAUCAGGAUACACACCUUUAUCCCAAUCAUUGAAAGACUCUCCCAAAUGCUCUCCUAUCACAAAACCCACCACAGAUCUACAAGAAACAAGAAAACCAAACCAACAAAACUCCCACUCCCAAACUCUGUCAAAUAAAAGGAACCUAUCCUCUCGCAGACCAAAAUCCAAACUUCCCUACAAUUCCAUCUUCCAAAAAAACCAACCAAUCAAAAGGACCAACUGCAUUCCAAAGAAAAAGCCGAUCCCUACAAUUACACAUAUUCCUCCCCUAUAAGGAAUAAUGUUCAUCAACAUAUAGCCAAUCCUCAGAAUGGCUAUAGAUCCAUCAGCUUAGAUCCAAAUGGUUCUAAAUUGGUAUGGUUGCCCAAACGCAUUCAAGGGAAGAUGCCCACCAACUUGUGGGCUGCUACUCAAAACUGACAAAUACGGGAAGGUGCUGGAGCAGCCAACUUACAAAAAUAAAUAUUCAAGCUGCUCCAUGCACAUGACAGACAGCAGAUGUCUACUGUCAAUACUAGAUCUGGAGAAGGACCCAAACCUUUGGGAAUGAGAAAGAUAAAGGAGAAACUAAAGGAGCUGGAAAAUACAAUCAAAGAACAGACCACUGCUAGCAGGUGACUCAAAUGAAAGAUCAUUGCCAGCAGUUGACUCAAAAUAUACGACACUGUGAGCUGCUGACUCAUUCAAAAAUCAACUCCUCAAGACGCUCCAGCUGAAUUAAGCACAAGGCUUAAUAAUUCUAAUCCUCUUACUCUACCAGAAGACUGUAAAGAAAAAGAGGAGGAUGAGCAGGUAACUCAAUUCAUUCAAACAUCUGACACAAGAUGAUUCAACCAGCAUCCUCCUCAUCAAAAUAUUGAUCCAAAGGGUUCACACAAGAUCAUCAAUCCAGAAAGAAGCAAUAUUUGCUUCUCCUCUCAAACAGAACCCAAAAGGAUUGAAGAAGCCCUACAAACAUCUGACUGGAUACAAGCAAAUUCAAAAGGAACAAUCCCUGAAUCUUGAAUACAGACCCUAUCAUCAACGUAUGAUAGGAACAAAAAGAGUAACCAAGGAAGGCAUCAUUGUUAAGGAUACACCAAAAUUGGUGACCAGAGGGUACUGCAAGGAAGAAGGACUAGAGUUUGAUAAAACCCCUGCCCAAAGUCGCCCCAGUAACGUCCUACUAUCAGAAUCAGAGUUGCUUCUCUAUCUGACCUUAAGACCCAAGAGGAUCUCUGUUCAAAGGUUCUCUGAUGAGGUUCUCUGAUGAGGUUCUCUGUUGAGGUUCUCUGAUGAGGUUCUCUGUUAAGGUUCUCUGAUAAGGUUCUCUGUUGAGGUUUUCUCUGAGGAGGAUCUCUGGUAACUCUUGAACAGAACAUCUCAACCUCUGAUAAAGUAUUCUGGUCUCAUCAGAAGUGCUCCAACUCUGUAGCUAGCACCAGAAGUGAUCAACGUAUUCUGGUCCAUUACAACAUCAUCUACCCAACAUCCUUGAAAAUGUGUUGCCCAUAAGAAAAUUCACAAUCUACAAGCUGAAUGUGGAAAUUGCCUUCCUAAAAACGGUCUACUAGAAAAGGAGGACUACGUGGAGCAGUCCCC